Molecule: messenger RNA, 1989 nt
Organism: Pyricularia grisea
Lineage: Eukaryota; Fungi; Ascomycota; Sordariomycetes; Magnaporthales; Pyriculariaceae
Exons: 1
Coding region: 1-1989 (662 amino acids)
Biological process (GO): sucrose catabolic process
Molecular function (GO): sucrose alpha-glucosidase activity
Source: RefSeq, a predicted model, not a curated record
AUGAAGUUCACUUUCGUGUCGUCGGCGCUUCUGGCGCUCGUCUCCUCCGCCGCCGCUCAAGCUCCCUCGGUCCCCGAGCCAUUGACUGCGGACUGGCUGCUGAACAAGGCGGGCAACAACACCUUGUUCACGCGAUGGAGGCCUCGGUCGCACUUCAUCUCGCCCUCGGGCUGGAUGAACGACCCCUGUGGUGCCGUUCACGACCCCGUCACCGACACGUACCACCUUCACUACCAGUUCCACCCCAACCACGUCAACUGGGGUAACGUCUCGUGGGGUCACGCCGUUUCCAAGGACCUCUUUCACUGGACUGACGUCCGCGGCUGGGAGAACGACUCAGCCGUCUCCUUCCCUUCUGGUCACUUCAAGAGUGCCCCCUUAUCUGUGUUUACCGGAACUACCCAGACGGUAAACCUUCACGGCAAGGAGGACGGAACCCUCCUGACUAUGCUGACCGGCAUCCACCACCUGCCCACCAACUGGAAAAUCAAGUACCAGACGGGCACUGAGGUUCAAGCCGUUUUCACCAGCAAAGACGCCGGCAUCACCUGGCAGGAUCAAGGGAUCGUGAUUCCCGGACCUCCCGAGGGCUGGAAUGUCACCGGCUUCCGCGACCCUUCACUCUUCUCCAACCCUGACCUGGACGCGCUGCGGAACGUUUCUGAGCCACACUACUACGCCGUCCUGGGCUCAGGUCUCAAGGGACCAAACGUUCCGGCCCAGCUCCCCGGCGCCGCCCGCCCGGGAUUCCUCGGCCCGCGCAUGCCCCUCUACGCAGCCCCGGCCUCCAACCUGACCGACUGGAAGUUCCUCGGUGCCCUCUGGGAACCUGCCGCCAACGCAAGCCUGGGCGAGCCCGACGUCACGGGCUCCUACGGCUACAACUUUGAGGUCAGCGGUCUGUUCGAGCUCAAGGCGAACGGCAGUGACAAGGGCGUCUAUUUCGUCACCACGGGCGCCGAGGGCGGCAACACCACGCGCCACGUGCGCGAGCAGUGGGCUCUGUGGACGCGCGGUGAGCUCUCGGCCCGCAGCAACGGUAGCGUCGAAAUGAAGCCCUCGUCCAGCGGCGCCGUGGAUUGGGGUUUGUCCUACGCCCAAGCCUCGUUCGUCGACUCGCGCAAGGGCAACGCGGGCAGGCGGGUGAUGUGGGGUUGGGCAAACGAGGACAUCCAAGACGCCACGAGGUUUUCCGUCGCCAAGGCCAUGGGCUACGCAGGUGCCAUCACCCUGCCCACAGAGCUUUUCCUCCUAGAGACACCGGGCGUGCAGAAGCACGACUACGUCGACGGCAACGAGUGGAUCGCCAAGGACGGUGCCUUCACCGCCCAGACCUUGGGCAUCAGGCCGCUGCCCGACGUCAUCGAGAAGCUCAAGACCGGCGCCGCCCUGAACACCUUUGACGUCGCCACCGUGACGGCCGGCACGCCCAAGAAGGUCUCCGAGAACGUGGGCGACUCGUACGUCCUGACGGCGACGCUGUCGGCCCCCAACGGCACUGCCGGCAUCGUCAUCGCGCAGAGCCACGACAACUCCGAGUACACCAGCAUCGUCUACGACGCGGCGGCCAAGACCAUCGGCGUGCACCGCGACCACAGCAGCUCGCUCGUCGGCGUCUUUAGCAAUUACACGCACGAGGGACACUUUGCGCCAUACAAGUCCGUCGACGGCAAGGCCGAGGACGUCAAGUUCACCGUCGUCUACGACAAGUCGCUGCUCGAGGUCUUUGUCAACGACCGCUUCGCCCUCACCAGCCGCAUCUACCCCGUGCGUACCGACAGCACCGCCCUGAGCUUCUUUGCCGGCGACAUUGGGCUGGGCAAGAAGACCAACAACGAGGGUGCAGCCGAGACGGUCGUCUGGAAGGACGUCAAACUCUGGAAGGGUCUGGCCAAGGCCUGGACGGAGCGCCCAGACGACUCCAGCUCGCCGCUGGUCUGGGACAGUGCUCAGCAGACAAACAACUACACCUGGUGGGAUGGAUGGUAG